Molecule: messenger RNA, 489 nt
Organism: Cherax quadricarinatus
Lineage: Eukaryota; Metazoa; Arthropoda; Malacostraca; Decapoda; Parastacidae
Source: RefSeq, a predicted model, not a curated record
AUGGCCUACUAUGAAAGAACUUUUCUACAGAACGCCACCUACCCCAGUAAAUACUGCCCUCGGAGGAACGGUAUAUUCUCAGACCCGGACCCGGCAGUGUGUACCCGCUUCUAUACCUGCAUCAAGGGUCUACACACUGUCACUGACUGUACCUCCGGUCUACACUUCGACGAGCAGACUGGUAUUUGUAACUGGCCAGAGCAAGUGGCCAGGUCUGGCUGCGAGGAGGACAAGAUGGCCGCCUGUACGAACAACGGGGCCUUCUGCUGUACAGGAGAGAGAGUCAUCAAUGCUGCUGGAGUUGAACUGCCACAUCCAACCUACAUCAACCCAGACGACUGUCAGAAGUUCUACGUCUGUCUAAAUGGACAGACCCCACAGGAGUCGUCUUGUAGCCUUGGACAGGUCUACAAUGAACUCACCACCAUGUGUGACUUCCCUGAGAACGUCCCUGAAUGGUAAGACCCUUAGGGCUCUCUUGUGGUCUUG